AUGGUGACGUCGAUACAGCGUGCUAUUUUCACGCUCAUCUGCGACUACCUCCGUCAGGGUCUGCCUCCACCGCAGCAGCACGACAUCCGGCCAGUGAUUCGGAGUUUUGUGUGCGGUUCUGGACCGCUCGUGAAUGGGGCCGUGGUGAAUCUACACCCAGAGGUGCGGUGCCGCCGGUUAGAGAAGCAUGUCCCCGUUGAGGAGAACAGUGCUCGUGUGGUGUGUCGUGUUUCUGACGAAGGGAGUGGUUUCUGGCGGAUCUGGGAAAUCGUGUCUGGGCUGGAGUCGAGUGUGUGUAGUGCGUCACGAUGUUGCUUGUGUGUCGCGGCGCUAAUUUAG
Toxoplasma gondii ME49 is the source of this 339-nucleotide messenger RNA. RefSeq lists its product as hypothetical. Lineage: Eukaryota; Apicomplexa; Conoidasida; Eucoccidiorida; Sarcocystidae. Bases 1 to 339 code for a protein of 112 amino acids. The transcript has a single exon. The record is from RefSeq and is a predicted model, not a curated record.